Ilyonectria robusta is the source of this 924-nucleotide messenger RNA. RefSeq lists its product as uncharacterized. The coding region runs from base 1 to 924 and encodes 307 amino acids. The record is from RefSeq and is a predicted model, not a curated record. The transcript has a single exon. Lineage: Eukaryota; Fungi; Ascomycota; Sordariomycetes; Hypocreales; Nectriaceae.
AUGGCAACAGUAAUCAUCUUUGGAGCCUCUGGCGAUGUCGGUUCGGCGGCGGCCAUUAGAGCGGCCAAGCGAGGGGCUAAGGUCUGGCUCGCCCUCAGAGAUCCCAGCAAGGAGAUUCCCGCCAUCACCAGAGCGGAGCAGCAGCACCGUGACUCCUUCAGCCGUAUCCGAGCUGAUCUCUCGGACGCCGCGUCUGUCAAGGAGGCAGUUGCGAAAUCAGGGGCCAAAGCGGCAUCUGUUUACAACGUUCAAACCCAGGAUUUCAUGAGGGGCACAUUCGAAGCCAUCAAGGAUGCUGGCAUCGAGUAUGUCGUGUUCCUUUCUGUGUACAGCAUUCUACCAGGCGAGAAUACGCGGGAAAUCAAACCCGAGCAUUUCAUCUCCUACCCACAUGCCCAAGCCGAAAACUCAUUGGAGGAUAUCGGACUGCCGUUCACGGCCUUGCGGCCUGCCAUGUUUGCUAGCAACGCCUUCAAGCUGAAUCUCGACCAAUCCCAGACACCCUGGGAAGCCCAUGUCCCAAACGUUGGCGGUGGCGACUGUAUCUCCCCUAUCGACAUUGGCGAGGUCGCAGGUGCUAUUCUAGUCAACCCAGUUCGCUCGGUACAGAAGAACGUUGUGUAUCUGACUGGACCCAAGUUCCUGUCGCACCCGGAGAUGUAUGAGAUCAUGGGGAGGGUCCUGGGCAGGGAGAUUAAGGUUACUGAGUAUUCCGCCGACGAGUACGGCGAGUCUCUCAAGAAGCGGGGUGUCCCUGCAUUCCUCGCCGACUUUCUUGCCGAUGACCUGAAGAAGAACGCCGACCGCUCCAUCUACUAUCCGGAGCCCUUCUUCAGUCAAUGCGUAGCAAAUGUCGAGCAGUACACUGGACGCAAAGCAACGAGUUUUGAGGAUUAUGUGCGAGCUCGGGGAGCAGGUCAAUGA